Molecule: messenger RNA, 1598 nt
Organism: Peromyscus leucopus (white-footed mouse)
Lineage: Eukaryota; Metazoa; Chordata; Mammalia; Rodentia; Cricetidae
Product: stearoyl-CoA desaturase 2-like
Biological process (GO): unsaturated fatty acid biosynthetic process; response to fatty acid
Cellular component (GO): endoplasmic reticulum membrane
Molecular function (GO): palmitoyl-CoA 9-desaturase activity; stearoyl-CoA 9-desaturase activity; iron ion binding
Source: RefSeq, a predicted model, not a curated record
AUGGGACAAUGCGGUGUUGGUGUCUGCAGUAUUCCGACUCCUGAACACUGGUGGCUGCAAGCUGCGAUUUUGGAGUCCUCUCAUUUCCUAUCCUUAUCUCCGCCCGCGGCUGCGUUGGCCAGCUAGCUUUUGAUUUUGUAUCUGGUCACUGAUCAAUAAAGCAACCUAAGGAAACAUAGGACACCAUUACCUCACUGCCAGCUCUGGCCCUGGGCUUGUACAGGGAGCUCAGGGUCUCUGCACCAGUGGGCUGCAGAAACUUAGUCAGAGCGCCCUCAGUCCCUGAGGUCUGAAGCUCGCCGCUGCGCAUUCUCCUCCUGGGAACGUGACCCCAGCAGCACCCGACGCAGAGACGCCAGCCCACAUACUGCAAGAGAUGUCUGGCUCGUACUCAGCCACCACCACAAUCACAGCGCCCCCCUCUGGGGGACAGCAGAAUGAAGGAGAGAAGUUUGAAAAGAAUCCUCACCACUGGGGAGCAGAUGUUCGCCCCGAAAUAAAAGAUGACUUAUAUGACCCCAGCUACCAGGAUGAGGAGGGGCCCCCGCCCAAGCUGGAGUACGUCUGGAGAAACAUCAUCCUCAUGGCCCUGCUGCACUUGGGGGCCCUGUAUGGGAUCACACUGGUUCCCUGCAAGGUCUACACCUGCCUCUUCGCAUAUUUGUACUAUGUCAUUAGUGCCUUGGGCAUCACGGCCGGGGCGCAUCGCCUGUGGAGCCACCGAACUUACAAGGCGCGCCUGCCGCUGCGGCUCUUCCUCAUCAUUGCCAACACCAUGGCUUUCCAGAAUGAUGUGUAUGAAUGGGCCCGAGAUCACCGCGCCCACCACAAGUUCUCAGAAACACACGCCGACCCUCACAAUUCCCGGCGUGGCUUUUUCUUCUCUCACGUGGGCUGGCUGCUUGUGCGCAAACACCCGGCUGUCAAAGAGAAAGGUGGAAAACUGGACAUGUCUGACCUCAAAGCUGAGAAGCUGGUCAUGUUCCAGAGGAGGUACUACAAGCCCGGCAUCCUGCUCAUGUGCUUCAUCCUGCCCACACUGGUGCCCUGGUAUUUCUGGGGAGAGACUUUUCAACACAGCGUUUAUGUUGCCACUCUACUGAGAUAUGCCUUGGUGCUCAAUGCCACCUGGCUGGUGAACAGUGCCGCCCACCUCUAUGGCUUUCGCCCUUAUGACAAGAACAUUGACCCACGAGAGAAUGCCUUGGUUUCCCUAGGAACUCUGGGCGAGGGCUUCCAUAACUACCACCACACCUUCCCCUACGACUACUCGGCCAGUGAGUACCGCUGGCACAUCAACUUCACCACGUUCUUCAUUGACUGCAUGGCUGCCCUGGGCCUGGCUUAUGACCGGAAGAAAGUAUCCAAGGCUGCUGUCUUGGCCAGGAUCAAAAGAACUGGAGAUGGGAGCCACAAGAGUGGCUGAGUUUGGGGUUGUCUUUGUUUCUAUUCCCAAAGCCAGCUGAGCAGAGGUUUAAUAAUGUUAUUUAAAUACUGAAAAACACCAUCAAUGUUCUAAAGAGUCUCGUUUUAAGACAGUAUUCUUGUAGAAUAAUUCAAAUAUUAAAAGGCAAAAACUCUUUUAUGAUGUAAGUAGA